Molecule: messenger RNA, 783 nt
Organism: Ailuropoda melanoleuca (giant panda)
Lineage: Eukaryota; Metazoa; Chordata; Mammalia; Carnivora; Ursidae
Product: T-complex protein 1 subunit theta-like
Exons: 1
Molecular function (GO): ATP-dependent protein folding chaperone; ATP binding
Source: RefSeq, a predicted model, not a curated record
AACAUAAUAGUGACGGGUGGAAAAGUUGCAGACAUGGCGCUCCACUAUGCCAAUAAAUACAAUAUCAUGGUAGUCCGGUUGAACUCCAAGUGGGAUCUUCGAAGAUUGUGCAAAACAGUUGGUUCUGUUGCCCUUCCCAGAAUGACCGCGCCAACUCCAGAAGAAAUGGGACAUUGUGACAGUGUUUACUUAUCGGAGGUUGGGGACACGCAAGUUGUUGUUUUUAAACAUGAAAAGGAAGAUGGAGCCAUUUCUACAAUUGUAAUCCGUGGUUCUACAGAUAAUUUAAUGGAUGAUAUAGAAAGGGCAGUUGAUGAUGGAGUUAACACCUUUAAAGUCCUCACCAGGGAUAAACGUCUUGUGCCUGGUGGUGGUGCAACAGAGAUAGAGUUGGCCAAGAAUAUUACGUCCUAUGGUGAGACAUGUCCAGGGCUUGAUCAGUAUGCAAUCAAGAAAUUUGCUGAAGCAUUUGAAGCUGUUCCACGAGCACUGGCAGAGAAUUCUGGAGUAAAAGCCAAUGAGGUCCUCUCAAAACUGUAUGCAGUUCAUCAAGAAGGCAACAAAAACAUGGGAUUUGAUAUAGAGGCGGAGGGUGCAGCUGUAAAGGACAUGUUGGAAGCUGGUGUUCUGGACACGUAUCUUGGAAAGUUCUGGGCGAUUAAAUUGGCUACAAAUGCUGCAGUCACUGUACUCCGAGUCGAUCAGAUUAUCAUGGCAAAGCCAGCUGGUGGCCCUAAACCUCCAACGGGAAAAAAGGACUGGGAUGAUGACCAAAAUGAUUGA